CAAAACUCCUCGGCACUGUUUGGACGUACUACUUUAACGUUCCGAGAGUCACUAACCUUUGAUAUGGAAAAAUUAUUAUUUCGAAAUUAAGUGUAAUUUGAAGAAAAAAAAACUUUAAUUUUAUGAUUUAAAUAAAGAUCAAAAUAAAAUGUUUGACGCGGAUGUAGAAUCUAACGACGAAUCUGAUAAUGUAAAACCUCUAGUAAGAAAAAAUCGAAAAAAACAGAAAGUGCUUAAACGCCGAAUAAACAAUAGAAAACGGCGAUUUUUACAAUGUAUCGGAAUAUGUGGAAUUCUAGUGCUUUUGAUACUCGGAAUAUUCAUACUUAUAAAUGUUGAAAUACCAUAUUUCCACAGUAGUGCCAAACGUAUUCUGCUGUGGAAGAGCUACUCAUGGCUUCCAGAACUGAUACCGACGCAAUCUGGUGAAAUAUUUUUAUGUGAAUCAACUAAAUGCAUACUUGAAUUUAGCAACGAAACUUAUAUUGAUCCGAAUAAAUUUGAUGCAGUUGUCAUUGACGCAUUACGAGCUAAAGAUUACGGCUUAAUAUCAAAUCGUAACUCACGUCCACUUUAUGUGGGUGGAUUGAGGAAUCCUCCUAGAAAUUUUUGUUUGAACUAUUCCGCAAAUAUGUUUAAUGGUUAUUUUGAUACACUUAUGUCAUAUAAACUCAAUUCUGAUAUAGUUUGGCCACACUAUGAAAUUAGAGAUUUGAAUAAUGUUUAUAAAGCACCAAGGUUUCAUCCACACUGGAACGAUGCUGCUCCAAUGCAUCAAGAGGAUAUACACAGUUUGAAAAUAUUUGCUGCAAAUAAAUCUAAAUUGGUCACCAGUUUUCCGACAAGCAACACAGAUAGUGAAUUUCAGAACAUAGUCAACCAACUCAAUACUGUCAUUACAAUAGAUGUUUGCGCAAAUUGUGAUUUAAGACAAUUAACCAUAUUGUAUAAAUUCAUACUCAUCUCAGCAGAAGCUAAUUGUAGAGAUCACGUGCCAAAUAUGUUCUACGAAGCUCUCAAGAAUCGAAUUGUUCCCAUUGUGUAUGGUAAAGUAGAUUAUAACCAUUUUGCUCCCUAUACAAACUUUGUAAGAGCUGACGAAUUUUCAAAUGUGGAAGAAUUUGGAAAUUUUUUAAAGUAUUUGGACAAAACACCUGAUGCUUAUUUACGGUACCUGACAUUUACAUAUCAAUAUGAUAUUGUUUUAACGCCACCACCUAUAUGUAAAUUGUGUAAGUUUUUAGAAAAAGAAAAUCUUAUGUAUUACCAGCUAAGGAAUGUGUCAAGACUAUUCCGUGAUGACUGUCUAUAUUAAUGUAGCAAGAUUAGAAUAAAUAAAACUUAU
This is a messenger RNA of Teleopsis dalmanni, 1345 nucleotides long. RefSeq names its product alpha-(1,3)-fucosyltransferase C-like. The transcript has 2 exons. NCBI's taxonomy places the organism in Eukaryota, Metazoa, Arthropoda, Insecta, Diptera, Diopsidae. Bases 149 to 1315 code for a protein of 388 amino acids. Gene Ontology annotation, molecular function: alpha-(1->3)-fucosyltransferase activity. Gene Ontology annotation, cellular component: membrane. The record is from RefSeq and is a predicted model, not a curated record.